AUGUCUACCCGGUUCUCCCAAGACGAUAAGUACCGCGACGAAAUCAUCCAGAUGGAGGAUGAAAAGUACGGCGCUGGUCACCACCGCCAUGUCAAUCAUGAUUUCGACUCGAGGAGUGAGGAAGCUGACAUGGGACAGGGUCCCUACCGAGUUGCUCACCGCCAGCCCCAAGGUCGUCGUUCUCCUACAACAUCAAAUAAAGCGAAGGGGAGCUCGGGCUCAGCGGCGAAAAGACAUGACCAGUCAAAGAAUACCCGAACAACUCACCAUCAUCCGCAGUCCGAUGUGCCCGACGUGCCUGGAGAGUGA
This is a messenger RNA of Penicillium angulare, 309 nucleotides long. RefSeq lists its product as uncharacterized. Lineage: Eukaryota; Fungi; Ascomycota; Eurotiomycetes; Eurotiales; Aspergillaceae. The record is from RefSeq and is a predicted model, not a curated record. The transcript is spliced from 2 exons. Bases 1 to 309 code for a protein of 102 amino acids.